AUGGAUUUGGGCAUCGCGGCCUUGGGGGGCACAGGCUCCAGGCUCACCCGGGUCUCUAUUAUCAUUUCAGGUGUGGCUUCGCUGGUUGCCACUCUGCUAUCAGUCGUUUCGAUAUGGCUUCAAACGAAGAAUUACCGGAAACCUUUACUUCAACGCUAUGUUGUACGAAUCUUGUUGAUGGUGCCGAUCUAUGCAGCGUCGUCGUGGACAAGCAUCAUCUCGCUGAAAGCUGCUAUGUUCCUUGACCCUAUUCGCGAUAUUUACGAGGCUUUUACUAUAUAUACCUUUUUCCAGUUGCUUAUCAACUUUGUUGGCGGGGAGCGAGCAUUGAUUAUCAUGACUCACGGACGACCCCCAGUACAGCACAUGUGGCCGAUGAAUACCUUCCUUCCCAAAGUCGACAUUUCAGACCCUCACACGUUCCUCGCCAUUAAACGAGGCAUUCUUCAGUACGCCUGGUUAAAACCUGUCCUCGCGAUUGUGUCGAUUAUACUCAAGGCAACAGACACGUAUCAGGAGGGAUACAUUGGCGCAACAUCGGGUUAUCUGUGGACUGGCCUCAUUUAUAAUCUUAGCGUCACCAUCAGCCUUUACUCGCUGGCGCUGUUCUGGAUCUGCAUGCACAAUGACCUAAAACCCUUUCGCCCGGUUCCAAAGUUCCUUUGUAUCAAGCUCAUCAUUUUCGCUUCAUAUUGGCAGGGCUUCUUUCUAUCUAUUCUGCAGUGGCUGGGUGCCAUUCCCAAUGGCGUAGCUGGGUACACGCCAGACAACCUGGCUGCAGCUAUCCAGGACACGCUGAUCUGCAUUGAGAUGCCAGCUUUCGCCGUUGCACACUGGUAUGCCUUUUCUUGGCAUGAUUUUGCAGACAACCGGGUUUCGUCGGCUCGUAUGCCCGUUAAACAUGCGCUGAAGGAUUCGUUCGGCGUGCGGGAUCUCAUCGAAGACACGAAACAAACAUUUCGAGGAAACGAUUACGAGUAUCGACUAUUCGACUCUGGAGACAACAUCAUUGCCCAUGAGGAAUCCAGUUCCCGUCUAAAGCGAGUCAUGGAGGGAAUGCGGUAUGAACGAGGAGGCAAGGGUAAAUAUUGGAUUCCAAAACCUGGUGAAGCCAACAGUCGCACGCCACUGUUAUCUGGGGGUGAUCAACAAGGCCGUAGAGGCUCGCCAAACCAGUCUAAACGAGGAAGCACCGUUGAACAGUUCCGCUCAUACGGGGAACUGGAAGAAACCAGGAUGGAUGAGGACGACGAGCGGCUGUUUGUAAACGCACGUGCUUUGGAGUUCGGAGAUUGGAAUUACCCUGUCAUCACAGCCAAUGAAGUUCCACGGGAUCAGAGGUUACCCAGGACAAUAAGCUACCAGAGUCAGGAUUCAGAUCAUGGCCACGUAGUAAGGAAAUCCCGGGGACACCGCAACAGCCAUGUCUCUAGUGAGGAUCGUGCCAGUCGCAAGCCACGCAAACCAGCCCAAGUAGAACGCGGGUCCAGUGCAUCGACAGUUUCUCCAUCGAACCGCAGCCAAGUGGUUGAUCUGGUCGUGGAGAACCGCGCUGCAGAAGAAAGAGAACAAGACAAGGCACAGCGACAAACGGGGUCCGCAUGGCCCGAAAGGCAGGACGUUCACUUACAGAGACCUACCGGCGAGCCUGUAGGAGUAGUACGCCCGCAGCCAACAGAAGGCAUUCUUUCUCCUACGCUCGCAUCAAGCACUACCGGGGUGGACGAAGACGAUGAUGAAACAAGCCCUGGGGCACAGAGCCCUCGGUACGGCGACUUUCGUGAAGAACAGAACAUCUGGGGCAGAUGA
This is a messenger RNA of Talaromyces rugulosus, 1809 nucleotides long. RefSeq lists its product as uncharacterized. Gene Ontology annotation, biological process: transport. Gene Ontology annotation, molecular function: transporter activity. The transcript is spliced from 7 exons. Bases 1 to 1809 code for a protein of 602 amino acids. Lineage: Eukaryota; Fungi; Ascomycota; Eurotiomycetes; Eurotiales; Trichocomaceae. The record is from RefSeq and is a predicted model, not a curated record.